Molecule: messenger RNA, 1152 nt
Organism: Uncinocarpus reesii 1704
Lineage: Eukaryota; Fungi; Ascomycota; Eurotiomycetes; Onygenales; Onygenaceae
Exons: 4
Coding region: 1-1152 (383 amino acids)
Biological process (GO): protein import into peroxisome matrix, docking
Cellular component (GO): cytosol; peroxisomal membrane
Source: RefSeq, a predicted model, not a curated record
AUGGCAGACGCGCUCUGUGGACCUUCGAAUCCGCUUCAGAAUUUCCAGAAGCAUGCUGCUACGGAUAGAACUCUCCAGCAAGACCGGAUCCUUUCGCGUCACUCUCCUGCACAGGGCUUUCGAUCUCAUAGCCCAAACGAGGGUGUCUUAGACUCUGAAUUUCAGUCUUUUGAAGCUGGGUUUUCAGGGCCGGCCCUCUCAGAUGCGCACAACCCGCCGGUUUUCCAGCAAGCAGGCUCGCAUCUCUCACCAGGAAACUACACUGGGGCGAGUUCCGGAUGGGCUCCCGACUUUCAAAAUCUCCAUAUCUCACCUCCAUCAGCGUCCACUGUGCAACAUAGACUUCAGGCACAGGCACCCACCCACGGGCCCGUUUCAUCUGGUUGGCAUAAUGAAUUCAUGAAUCAUUCGCAGUCAAUCCAGCCGAGCUCAAUGCCGCAGAAGCAGAUGAUGCAUAGCCCCCUGAUGAACAGGCAGUUUCAGCCGAUGAGCAACUUUUCCAGCCAAAUGGAUAGCUCGCAAAUGUUACAGCCACAAAACUCACAGGCUACGGAGGUUUUUGACGAAUCUGCUUUUGAGGCCGCAUUCGCUGAAGCCCGUGCGGAAGUUGAAUCACAGGAGAGCAAAUUACAACAGGUGGAUGAUGAACCUAUGGAUAACGUCGCGCCACCACUUGAGACUAUAAGAAUAGGCUCGGAUACAAUUCUAGCAACACAAGAAGGGGUGGACGAAGCGGAGGAACUCGCCAAGACAGCCGGGCAAUUGCUCGAAAGUGUUAGCCAUGACCAAAGUCAAAAAUUCAAGGAGAGCAAUUUCCUUGCGCUGAUGCGGCAACUUCGAGAUCGCGAGGUCACGGUCGAAGGCGACGAGUUCCGCCAAGCGGUUCAGCCCCUUCACCCAGGCGGACCCUAUUACCCGGAGCAGAGGAAGCUGUCACACAAAUUCGAUGUUGAGGAUAAACAAACCACUCUCUUUCAUCACGACGAUCCUAUUCUGAUCAUACAGGGGCAGGUUCUCCGCACCUCGGCGACACCCCCAAAGUUGACAGCUUGUCCGACUUCCCAUGCGGAAGACCUAACGGCACAUGGGAGCCAAACUUUGUCCAUCACCGAAUUGGCUAUCCCUUACCUUGUCUCUCCCAGCGCGGUUUAG